GUGGAUCUGGGAUAUGUACUUAUCUACUCAUUCAUUCAUUCUUGAUCUCUUGCCGUUGUUCAAUUAGUAGUGUUCGAGGUGUGUGCACUUGUGCAGUUCCGGCGCCAGUUCAGAGUUGCAGAAAUAUUUGUAAAAGGGGAAACAUUAUCCGUCAAAGUGGAGACCUCAGGAUUCUAUGAGAUACCAAAAGUAACCAUCAUGUCUUCAGAAGUAGAAACAAAAGAUGAUGUCAGAGAACAGCAGCAAAAGAAACCACUAAAAGAAGCCUUGUUGCAGCGAUGGCAACUAGGGAUUAAAUUAUUGGAAUUGUUGAUUUGUGCCGCCUGCAUGGGAUUUAUCCAUGACCCCGCGCUGACAUCUGGUCUGGGCAAGAGCCACAUGGUUCACGUCGGAAUUAUGUACACCGCUUUCACGGGAUACAUGGUUAUCAAUUGUGUUUUAAUCCUCGGAAGGUGGAUGGGUGACAGCGUUCCCUACAAGACGGUGGCACUGUUCGCAUUAGUUGGAGCUUCACUUUUCCUCAUUACGUGCAUUCUUCUCACUGUCGACAGAUUCUACUUAAUGAAGCAUUACUUCUAUCAUCCCAACAUGCACCUUUUAACAAUGAUGACAACAUCGAUAGUUUUUGCGUUUAUUAAUGUUGUUGUAUUUUCUGUGGACGCUUUAUUCACAUAUAUAAGGAAAGAAGACUUCGCAUAGGUUUAUUUUAGUAAGCAUUGCUAUUACCACUUACCAUUAGCAGUUAUAUUACUAGUAAUUGUAUCUUAAUAGUAUUUACUAAAAGAGUCAUUAAAUAUGUAUGUUUAAAUCUUAAGCCAAAGGCGCAGUAGUAUCAAUUUUUAUUAGUUAUUUAUCUUUUACAAUGGAAAACUAGGUGCAAUGGCAAAAAGUCCUGUUUAACGAAAAUUUCCUCAACUAAUCUUAACCCAGAUAAGGCCAAACCUUUUUUCUUAAAUUUUUGAAAUAUUAAAUUUUUUAGGCUUGUUAACACUAAGUGAAGAAGAGAUUUUGCUAAAAAUAUGGUACUUU
Messenger RNA from Diabrotica virgifera virgifera (western corn rootworm), 1029 nucleotides. RefSeq lists its product as uncharacterized. NCBI's taxonomy places the organism in Eukaryota, Metazoa, Arthropoda, Insecta, Coleoptera, Chrysomelidae. The record is from RefSeq and is a predicted model, not a curated record. Gene Ontology annotation, biological process: septate junction assembly. The coding region runs from base 199 to 699 and encodes 166 amino acids. The transcript has 4 exons.